AUGGAUAGCUCCAACAUCUCUCGAGCAAUUGCCUGGUCUACUCUCUCGACAUUUGUGACUCACUAUCGGCUGGAUGUCAGAGUGAAGAAUGAAGCUAGCUUUGGCAGAGCUGUUCUUACCUCCUUUUUAAUGCGCAAAAUACACCCAUUCAUAUGGAUUCACAGAGAACCACUCGAAGAACAAUGGCUACAGAGGGAUGAUGGUAGUGAUGGUAGCUUGAGUGAUAGCCACAUAUCUCCUCCAGCGAAACGUACAUUGAAACAUGCUGAUUCUGUAUGUAAAGACAAAUCAAAAUCUCGCAAUACUGGGCAGCGAGAGGAAUGGAGCGUCUCAACUGGACAGUCCCGGUUAGCUUCUCAAUCUGGUGCUACUUUACCAAAUGGGCGUAGUUUAUCUCUCAAAAGCUGUUCCCUUCGAGGGGAUAAAAAGGGAGAUGGGGACCAUCCUUGUAUAAAUGGAGGCAGAGAAGUCAGAAAGAGUUGUCGAUCCAGGAAAAACAGAUUCGAAAGUCUGAAUCAGAGUUUACUGUUUGAUCAGCUAGUAAACAGUACUGCUGAAGCUGUUCUUCAGGAAAUGGAUAAUAUCAACAUCAGGCGGAAUAGGCGAUCAGGAGAAGUGGAACGGUUGCGCAUGUGGACUGAUACAGAAUUUGAAAACAUGGAUAUGUACUCACGAGUCAAAAGGAGGAGGAAAUCAUUGAGGAGAAAUAGUUAUGGAAUUCAGAAUCACCAUGAAGUUUCCACGGAGGGAGAAGAAGAAGAAUCACAAGAGGAAGAUGGAGAUAUUGAAGUAGAGGAGGCAGAGGGAGAAGAAAACGAUCGUCCCUAUAAUCUGAGACAAAGAAAAACAGUAGAAAGGUAUCAAGCGCCUCCUAUAGUACCAGCUCACCAGAAGAAAAGGGAAAAUGCAUUGUUUGACAUCCAUAGAUCUCCUGCAAGAAGAAGCCAUAUCAGGAGAAAAAAGCAUGCCAUUCAUAGCAGCGAUACAACUUCUUCAGAUGAAGAACGUUUUGAAAGAAGAAAAUCUAAAAGCAUGGCAAGAGCAAGAAAUCGAUGUCUGCCUAUGAACUUCAGAGCAGAGGAUUUGGCCAGUGGAAUCCUCCGUGAACGAGUGAAAGUUGGUGCAAGUUUGGCUGAUGUAGAUCCAAUGAUACUUGACAAAUCGGUGCGCUUUGAUAGCAUAGGUGGAUUGAGCCAUCAUAUUCAUGCACUUAAGGAAAUGGUUAUAUUUCCUCUUCUUUAUCCUGAAAUAUUUGAAAAAUUCAAAAUUCAGCCACCAAGGGGCUGUUUGUUUUAUGGUCCUCCUGGAACAGGUAAAACCUUGGUAGCUAGAGCUCUGGCCAAUGAAUGCACCCAGGGGGAGAGAAAAGUUGCUUUUUUUAUGAGGAAAGGAGCAGACUGUCUCAGCAAGUGGGUUGGUGAAUCUGAACGGCAGCUUCGACUCCUCUUUGAUCAAGCAUACCUGAUGAGGCCAUCUAUUAUCUUUUUUGAUGAAAUAGAUGGCUUGGCUCCAGUCCGGUCUAGCAGACAAGACCAGAUUCACAGCUCUAUAGUGUCUACUCUUCUUGCUCUCAUGGAUGGACUUGACAACAGGGGAGAAAUAGUUGUCAUUGGUGCUACAAACAGACUUGACUCUAUAGAUCCAGCACUCAGGAGACCUGGUCGUUUUGACAGGGAAUUUCUUUUUAGCUUGCCUGAUCAGAAGGCAAGAAAGCACAUUUUGCAAAUUCAUACCAGGGACUGGAACCCUAAAUUGUCAGACCAGUUUUUAGAAGAAUUAGCUGAAAAAUCUGUCGGGUAUUGUGGAGCUGACAUAAAAGCACUUUGCACUGAGGCUGCCUUGAUUGCCCUGCGACGGCGUUAUCCUCAGAUCUAUGCGAGCAGUCAGAAACUACAGCUUGAUGUUUCUUCAAUUGUUCUCAGCGCACAAGAUUUUUACCAUGCAAUGCAGAACAUCGUGCCUGCUUCUCAGCGAGCUGUAAUGUCAUCUGGGCAUGCCCUCUCUCCCAUCAUAAGGCCACUGUUGGAAAGAACCUUCAGUGAUAUUCUGGCAGUUUUACACAGAGUGUUUCCUCAUGCCGAAUUUGGUCAAGGUGACAGAAGAGAAGAUGUACCAAAUCUGAUUUUGGAUGACAGUGAAGAUGAAAAUGCUUCAUCAAUAUUUGAGACAAGUUGUCAGUCAGGAUCACCAAAGAAACAGUUAUCACCUGCUGUACAUAAACCUUAUCUUCAUUUUUCAAUGUCAGCAUACCAUCAGCCCACCUCUUACAGACCAAGAUUACUACUUUCAGGUGAGAGGGAUUCAGGCCAGACUUCACACCUUGCUCCAGCAUUGUUACACACUCUAGAAAAGAUCGCUGUGCACAGAUUAGAUCUGCCGGCCCUUUAUUCGGUCAGUGCCAAAACACCUGAAGAAUCAUGUGCACAGAUCUUUCGUGAAGCAAGAAGAACAGUACCAAGCAUUGUUUAUAUGCCUCAUAUUGGUGAUUGGUGGGAAGCUGUCAGUGAAACUGUGAGAGCUACAUUUCUAACUUUGCUGCAAGACAUACCAUCAUUCUCGCCUAUAUUUCUACUUUCUACCUCUGAAACAAUGUACAGUGAACUGCCUGAAGAGGUAAAAUGUAUCUUUAAAAUCCAGUAUGAAGAGGUGUUUUAUAUUCAAAGACCUAGUGAAGAAGACAGGCGUAAAUUUUUCCAAGAGUUGGUUCUAAAUCAAGCAUCAAUGACUCCUCCAAGAAGAAAACAAAUCGCUCUUUCUGAUAUGGAGGUGCUUCCUCUUGCCUUGCCGUCUCCUACCCGGCAGCUAUCAGAGACAGAAAAACAGCGAAUGGAGGACCAGGAAGAAAACACGCUGAGAGAGCUGCGGUUGUUCCUCAGGGAUGUUACCAAGAGGCUGGCCACAGACAAGCGCUUUAACAUCUUCAGCAAACCGGUGGAUAUUGAAGAGGUCUCAGAUUAUCUUGAAGUUAUUAAAGAGCCAAUGGACCUAUCUACCAUAAUAAGUAAAAUUGAUAAACACAACUAUUUAACUGCAAAGGAUUUCCUAAUAGAUGUAGAUCUUAUCUGCAGCAAUGCAUUGGAAUACAAUCCUGACAAAGAUCCUGGAGAUAAAAUAAUUAGGCACAGAGCCUGUACUUUGAAGGAUACUGCACAUGCUAUCAUUGCUGCUGAACUGGAUCCAGAGUUCAAUAAAAUGUGUGAAGAAAUAAAAGAAGCAAGAAAAAAGAGAGGAUUAUUAGUAACAUCAGAGCAAAUAAAUCUUCAUGGUUCCACUGUGCAGAAGACAGAAAGCAGAGUUGAAGAGGUAUUCCAGAGCCAACAAAAAAGAGCAAUGACACUUUGGCACAACUCUGCAAGUAAAUGUGCAUUUCGUUUAAGGAGAAAAUCAAGGCGACGUUCACAGUGGGGCAAAGGCAUCAUUAAAAAGAGAAAAGUGAAUAAUUUAAAGAAAGACGAGGAUGAUGCCAAGUUUGCAGAUGAUGAAAAUCAAGGGGAAGACAGCAAAUUGCUGGAGAACGGAGAACUUGAGGGAAGCACGGAUUGCAUUGAGGAGAACGGAGAGGAAGCGGGAGAUCUCUCUCUGACAAAUGAUGAAUCGUCUUGUGAUAUCAUGGACAUCCAGGGAGAGCAAAGGCUUGACAAUGGGACGGGAGGAAAAGAAAACAGUAUUCCAUCAACGGAGGAGAGUUCAAAUGAAUCCCUGCUGGUCAAUAACAAGGCGACUGUGGAUGUGGGGAAAGAACUCAAGGACUCUCCCUUCAAGAGGGACCAUUUAAAUGGAGAGGCUUCUGGAGGGGUGCCUGUUCCAUCAUGUCAGCAGGGCCAAUGCGAAUCUCUGAAUACCAUUUCACCAUCUGGCACCACAGAUACGUCCACUUCUAAACAAAAUACAGCCCUGGAUGAUUGUCAAAAGGAAAUACCGGAACCUUCAAAUAGUGGCCAAGCUGAACGGAUAAAACAUUCUGGCGGUGAGGGACCACUGUGCAGCAGUAAUGAAAAGAAAAUUCAAGGCAUAGAUGCUGAGAAUAAAGAAACUGAAUCAGAUAAAGAAGGUACAUUGAAAAAUAAAAGAAUGCGUAAAGUUUCUUUGGCACAGGUCCCAGAGGAACAGUUGGAUCCUGUACCUCCUGUAGUUGUUGACCAUGACAGAUUAAUGAAUUUACUUGAUUUGUUGGUUAAGAAAAGUGACAACCUAACUGUUGAUCAGCUUGAGAGGCUGUAUUCACUCCUUAAUCAAUGCAUCUACCGGCAUCGUAAAGAUUACGACAAAUCGCAGCUUGUACAGGAGAUGGAAAGAACGGUUCGUAUGUUUGAAACAUUCCUGUGAACUCUUCGAGAGGUGGUGCGGGUUUCUCUCUUCGCGGGCUGCUCAUGGGAGGAGCCCCCCUUCUUCUGAGCCAUUGGAUUUCCCUUUGCGCCAAGUAUGUGCAGGGCCUCGGUCUUAACAUGCUCGCUCUUUUGUCUCACUUUCUGUUAUGAAUUUGGUGCUAUUGUCUCAGGUACCUGAAACCAGCCAGCCUACUAGAACCAAACGGAACUUCAUUCAUAUUUGUAUCUUGAUUAAAAUAAAAAAUAAAGAAUAUAAUGCCACAACCUGGAGAUUUUUUUGGUGCUAUAGGAACUGCUCUCAUUUCUGCUGUCUGCAUGCAUUGUCUUAUGAAAGGCUUCAGGCAAAAUGGAGCAGGCUAACAGACACCCACAAACUGGAUAGAGCAGAUCUAACUGAUUGUUGUUGUGUUUUUUUUAAAGAAAUAGUUAAUUUAUUUUUUAAAAAAUCCCUCUUUUUAUUUUAUUCUCUGAGGUAAUGGACAGAAGCCUGUUUUUAAAGCUGGCAGUGAAGAAUUGUGGUAAAAAAUGAAUUACCUUUGGUAUACAAUAAUGUGAAGAUGAGGCUCUUUAGAGCUGCCUUCAAUGUGCCUUUUUAGUCUGGAGGAGGAGGAGAAGGCUAUUAAAGUGGUUGGGAUUGUAGCCAAUGACUGAAGUAGAAAGUUAUUUUCAAAAGCCUGUGUGUGUUCCCAAAGAACAGUUUCAGGUUCCCACACUGUUGAAUAGCAGCCAGUAUUACGUCUAACAUGUCUGAGUUGCUCUCCAGAAAGCUGAAUUAUGGAAAUAAUGACAUAUUAGCUCAAAAUGGUAAAAUGCAUUUAUUUCACUAGUAUAUUUAAUUUUGAAAACAAAUGGCGCUGGGAAAUUUUCACAGUGGUAUUUGAUUUGUGGUGGCUAUAGUUGUGUUUAUGUUGUGUUUUUUUUUAUUAUUCAAUUGCAUUUUUUUAGAGUUCUUAAAAACAGGUUUCUUUCUAAAUUCCCAUUAUUUUGGAAGCUGAGACUUGCUGGGUGGCCCUAGACGAGAGAGGUGGUUUUGCCCUGGAGUGCUUUCGUCUUUAGACGAGUCAGGCCAGACUCACAGAGUACAAUUUAUAUUGAACAGUAUUAAAAAGAGGAGGGAAACCAUCCGAGUUUUCCUGUCGUUCGCUUGUGGACAUGAUCAUUGGCCUGUGAAGCUCGCCGUUUGCUAGGUAGGGCUGGGUGCUGUGGGUGAUAGUUGUCAAGCACUUCCUUCUUGGAAGUCCAGAGAAGGUGCAGGCCAGGCAGGAAGGGAGUCUGUUCCAGGGCAAGCGACUCGGCCGCCUCCGAGAGCCAGACUUUUUCCAGGCCAGCCGUGUGGAAGUUCAGGAGGACAGGGGAGUUCUUGCAUGAGUGUCAUAUGAGACAAGUUUCCUCUUGUGAAAUGGUCUGCAGCAGCAAGAGUGUCUUUUCCAAAAUCCAGUUGGGUAUUGAUUUUAAUGAGUAAAAAUGGACCUUGGACUACUGCAGAGAAACUCUGCUACCUCAGCUUUUUGUAUUUUAGUUACCAACAGUAUUUACGGAAGGCUGCAAUCGGGUUUGCUACCGUUUACAUGCUGAAGCUAAGGUACUUGUCACUAGGUGCGCCGCUUGUAGGAGCAUUCUUCUGCUAACCGGGACUGGCUCUGGCCUUAGUCUGCUGCAGUAAUCCAAAGUGCUUUUUUCUCCCCCCCCCCCCAUCUUUUGCAUCCAAGCCUUGUGUUAGCUAGGCCUCCCCAGCCCCCCCCCCAGAUGCUACUUAUUUAAUUGCUAAUAUGCAUUUAGCCACACUAGUGUAAACACAACUCUGUAGAAAUGCUGUAUUUUUAGGUGGGAAAGUGCGAUUAAAAUGAAAGCAUACUUUUAAACUAGUACGUAAAAUUCAUUUUAAAAAUUUGAUUAUAGGGAC
Pogona vitticeps (central bearded dragon) is the source of this 6231-nucleotide messenger RNA. The record is from RefSeq and is a predicted model, not a curated record. NCBI's taxonomy places the organism in Eukaryota, Metazoa, Chordata, Lepidosauria, Squamata, Agamidae.